ACCACUCCAGGGAGUCCUGAGGCAGAAAACCCACAAUGAAGCUCAUCACCGUGGCCCUGGUGUGCCUGCUGGUGGCGGGGUUGUGGCUGCAGGAUGUGGACAGCAGGAGCAUGCAUGUGUCGUCCUCCAACUGUUGCUUCGUAUUUGCGAAGAGAAUGAUUCCCGUGAAGCAAAUCCAGUGUUACAAAAACUCCAGUUCCUCCUGCUCCCACCCUGAUGGUCUAAUAUUCAAGAUGAAAAGAGGCAGAGAGAGUUGCGUCUUGAAGACAGAACAAUGGGUUAAACAUAAUUUAAAAAAGAUAAACAUCUGCUCAGUGGACCAGUGAUCAGACUCCUUUCU
Hipposideros armiger (great roundleaf bat) is the source of this 340-nucleotide messenger RNA. RefSeq names its product C-C motif chemokine ligand 1 (gene CCL1). The transcript has 3 exons. Gene Ontology annotation, biological process: positive regulation of cell migration; positive regulation of GTPase activity; antimicrobial humoral immune response mediated by antimicrobial peptide. Gene Ontology annotation, molecular function: CCR chemokine receptor binding; chemokine activity. Gene Ontology annotation, cellular component: extracellular region. The coding region runs from base 36 to 326 and encodes 96 amino acids. The record is from RefSeq and is a predicted model, not a curated record. Lineage: Eukaryota; Metazoa; Chordata; Mammalia; Chiroptera; Hipposideridae.